This is a messenger RNA of Klebsormidium nitens, 1385 nucleotides long. Lineage: Eukaryota; Viridiplantae; Streptophyta; Klebsormidiophyceae; Klebsormidiales; Klebsormidiaceae. The record is from the annotation of a GenBank genome assembly.
GAAAAGGCUUUUCUUCCACUGUUCCUAGCGCAGCACAACAAUGUCAAUAGUCUAGGUAAAUAGGAGGUGCUAGUCCUAGCUUUGUCGAUACUUGUGCAAUUUUAACCGCACGGUGCAAGGUCUUCCAACUUCAAGCAUUGGAGGGAGCUCCACGUUCACAAUUGAAGCCCUGUGUUUGAGGUCUAAGAACAGCACUUGGUGGGCCUCUCGGGUUGGUAGCUCGUUGCUCGCUGACGCAGCAUUGCACUCUCCGCCCCUCUGGUCGCGCAAUCAUCCAACGUGCAAAAAUUGCUCCAAGCUCGCCCCGUGCAAGACAAAAUGGCGACCGCCUGCUCACAUUCUGCGGUGCAAAGCUUGUCCCCAGUUCUGCCCACCCACUCGUCUUUCCCUCACUCUGAGGGGCUUCAAACAUCUUUUUCCAGCUCCUCUUCUUUAUCACCCUCGGCAUUGUUCCGACCGAAGAGCCUACAAGGAAGAGUUGUGCGGCGGAGUCUGUCAGUGCAAGCCAGGGGCCGGCGGCGCGGCAGUGGGGUGGGCUUCGGCCCGACGCCCAAAGUAAAAAAGCCUAGGAAGCAGCCGCUGGAGGAUGACCCGUUCAGGGUGCCCCCCCCCGCAGAAACUAGGGGCGAGGAAAAUACAGACGAGGGCUAUUUGUCAGAUGGGGAUGAUACAGUGCCGGAAGUAGUGACCAAUCGGAUGCUCGCAAGGAUGGGCGUCACGGUGGGGAUUCCGCUCGUGCUGGGGCUGACGUUCUUCCCCAUGUUCUGGUAUCUCAAGGUCAUCAAGCACCUGGAGAUUCCCAACUGGGUGCCCUACUUUGUGUCCAUCUUCACGUUCGGGGCGGCAGCGGCCGGCAUCUCAUAUGCUAUCCUCUCUGUGAGUUGGAACCCGUCACAAGAAGGGUCAGCUUUGGGUUGGAAAGAGGCUCAGGCAAACUGGCCGGUGUUUUGGGAGCUGCUCAAAAAUGGUGGAAAUAGCGACAAGAGGAGACGAUAAAGCGAUUGCUCGUCGUAAGUUUGGAACUUUCUUGCUAGCACUAGGAACGUUUCAAUAUCUAAGUUGAGCACCUUGCGGAGUGGUCAAGCUUACUCGUAUCAAGCACGAGAAAGUCACUCCUUUCAAAGAAGCCAUUGUAUCCUAGUUUCAGAGCGCGUGAAUCAAAUCAUAUCCUGCCAUAAGAGACACUGUCCGACAAGUUUGCUGCAAGUUGCGAGAUUUCAGCCAGCACUGAGGCUAGCUACCAGGAUUCGAUCGGAGCUCCUUCGAUGGUGACGGCUGUAGGUGCAUACUCUUGUAGUAUGGGCCCCUUGUGAUCUGCAAGAAAUUCAACGGCUACAGAGCUAGUGGAUAUACUAGGGGCCGGCCGCGGUAAUACAAUUUUUUGC